UUGCAUCGCCCAUCAUGUCUCGCUUUCGCGCCAUCAUGAAGAACUGGUACUCGCCAGAGGUUCUUCCCAUCUAUGUCAUCACCGGUCUCGCCGUGUGCGGAUCUACUUGGUACCUCACCUACCUGGCUCGAGGACCCUCGGUCGUCUGGGACCGAAAGAACAACCCGACUCCCUGGAACAAUGUCGAGCCCGGAACUCAGACCAAGCUGAUGUCUGUCAACCAAGAGUUCGACAAGAAGUACAAGCGUGACAGGCUCUAAGCAAGUCGCACAACAAUCUCCUUGUCCUCCCCCACCUCGUUCAUCGACAAUGCCUCUGGAUCAGGUGAAUUCAUUACCCUUACCCCCAUGCUGCAGUGCUAGAGUGACGACUGGAGAACGGCUUCUCAUUACAGGGAGGGAACACAGUGGUGAGGAUAGACAUACACCAAUACUGACAGAUUGACAUUAAGGUGGCAUGAAAUGACGCAGACAAUGGAGGUGUCAUCGAGCAGAGAGUGGGAAGUUGUGAAGAAUCAGGAUCGAACGGCAUGGUCCAGAUGCCUCUGCGUGGAAGAUCACAUCGCAGCUGGUGCGCCUAAACACAGCUGCAGACCUCUGGGGACGUAGAGCGUUCAGCUAGCUCGAACCUCUUCCUCUCCAUCCCCACUGCAGGAUACGGCGAGCGA
Messenger RNA from Microstroma glucosiphilum, 667 nucleotides. RefSeq lists its product as hypothetical. The coding region runs from base 15 to 260 and encodes 81 amino acids. The record is from RefSeq and is a predicted model, not a curated record. NCBI's taxonomy places the organism in Eukaryota, Fungi, Basidiomycota, Exobasidiomycetes, Microstromatales, Microstromataceae. The transcript has 6 exons.